Rotaria sp. Silwood2 is the source of this 684-nucleotide messenger RNA. The record is from the annotation of a GenBank genome assembly. NCBI's taxonomy places the organism in Eukaryota, Metazoa, Rotifera, Eurotatoria, Philodinida, Philodinidae.
AUGAAAGAGGAUCCAGAUAACCAUGUAUUGUCCCGAACAACACCAUGAUGGUUUGAAAAUUUGGAAAAAAAGAAUAAUACAUCGAAUACAUUACGAUCAUCAUUACUUCAUCCAGUUAAAGGAGUAUCAUUGACGUCGACUUCUUCGAAUAUACAAAUAUCAUCUCAAGGUCAUAAUGAGAUAAAUAUAGAAAAUUCUGUAGAACAAAUGCAAACAUUAUCAUCAAAUGCAUCUCAAUUAGUACCAUCAAUUGAAAUAAUAGAUGAUGAAUAUAUAAAAUAUUCAUUAUUUAAAAGAAUGUUCAGUAAUCUAAAUUCUUUAUUACAUAUACUUAAUAAUCAACAUUUAUCAUCUCAUUCUCAAAUGGUUAAGUCAACAAUAUCCGAAAUAAAAAUUUUAGAAUCAAAUAUAGAUUUAAACAAUGAAAAGUCAAUAUCUAAUGCUAGAAAACUAAUUUCCUUCAUAAUAGCUGAAUAUCAAACAAAAUUUAGUUAUUAUUAUUUAAGACAAAAUAAAUGUAAAAUUAAUUUACUAUUGAAAAAUUCAUUUACAUCUAUAAUAACAAUUCUGAAAAAAUUUUCAAUUAAACUUCAACGUUAUAGACCACAAAAUUAUAGAGAUUAUCUAAUCAGAAGAUCAAAUCAAUCGUUAACUACUUCAUCGACAAUAGUACAAAAAAUAUAA